[Candida] anglica is the source of this 3303-nucleotide messenger RNA. The record is from the annotation of a GenBank genome assembly. Lineage: Eukaryota; Fungi; Ascomycota; Pichiomycetes; Serinales; Debaryomycetaceae.
AUUGAACAUUAAUUGAACCAGGAUUCUAUUGCGGGUUUCUGUUCAAGAUAAUACCGUAUUUUACCUAAUAAACAUCAUCUUCAAACAGAUAUAUUUCUAUCAACUUGUCAUUAGUGUGGCAAAGUGGUGAAACGUAUUUUGGACCUUUUGUUUUAGUCCAUACAUCCCCGCAACUGGUUUAAUUAAUGGCUCUUCUAUCUACCCCUUCAAGACACAACAUUGACCAGACUUCGAUGACUAGUCCGGAGUCCAAUGGUGGUAAGUCUCAAUUUUCAAAUGCUUCCUCGAGUUCUAAAAAGAAAAGCAAUGGAUUUUUCAGCAAGUUACUCCGCCGCCAAAGUAAAGAUUUAUCGCCUUCGAGUUCAAAGGGGACUUCACAUUCAACUCCAAGUUCCAAACUAUCUUCAAGAGGAUUAUCACUGAAAAGGAGUUCCAUAAUUGAAGGAAAGGGUGCCUCUAAAUCGUCCAAAAGUUCAAGACGGCCAUCUGUGGAUUAUUCUGAUCAUGAAGAUUCGAGUUUAUAUAUAUAUAAAGAUGAUGAUGAUGAUGAAGAUCAUGAUGGAAAAUUUGGGAAGUUAUACUCUGCUGAUCACGAUGAUGUAAUAUCUUCAGAUUCUUCUCUUAUACAUUCGAUUGCAUCUUCUUCUAUAUUGAAUUCUUCCAAAGCUGAUUUAACAUUGUACGACAGUGGGGACAUAGACGCAAAUAUUGCAUUAACCGCUGAGUUCACGAAUGACUCAACUGGUGAUCUGCCUUGGGGUGGACUAAAGUAUGAAUCUUUAGUACAGCCCAGAUAUAUGAAGACUACUAGAAGAAAGAAACAUUCUCCUUCGACUUUUCGACAUUUGUUCUUGGCUCAAGAAUUGAAUAAAGAUGAUAGUACUGAGACAUCUGCACCCGAUACAGAAACCAUCUCAAUAGAAAGCCAUGAAAAUAAGGUAAUAGGUGGUACAACUUCAAGUGAUGACAUAGAAGACACUUUUAACUCGACUUCAGAUGACCCAGAUGGAGAAGUUGCCGAUGAUACCCCUCAAACAAAUUCAAGGAGAAAAAGAAAGACUAAGAGUACUAAGAAUGAGAUCUACGUUAUGGAAUUUAGUAGAGAUGGGAAAUACUUAGCCACUGCAGGUAGAGAUGCAAGUAUAAAAAUUUGGAAAGUGAUAUCUUCCCCCUUGGCAAUGUUAGAAUACAAAAGAAAUGAAGCGGAGGGUGGGUCCGAAGAAGGUCGUUCAAAAAGACGUAUGAAACGCGACGGAGUCUUUCCACAUGCUCCAGUAUUCCAUAGCAAACCAGUGAGGGUAUUCCAGGGUCACACACAUAACGUAUUAUCUCUUGAUUGGAGUAAGAAUAACUUUUUGAUCUCGGGAAGUAUGGAUAGAACUGUAAGACUUUGGCACAUAGAUAGACCAGACUGCUUACAAACAUUCCCACAUGAUGAUUUUGUUACAUCUGUGAAAUUUCACCCCACCGAUGAUAGGUUCUUUUUAAGUGGUUCGUUAGAUAACAAGUUAAGAUUAUGGUCAGUACUUGAACAGACAGUUGCGUAUGUCAACGAUCUUGGAGAUGAUGUGUUGAUCACGGCAGUAAGCUUUACACCCGAUGGAAUGAACUGUCUUGCUGGUGGAUUCAAUGGAUCGUUAUUUACCCUUGAAACUAAAGGGUUGCAUGUUAAGCAUAGGUUUGAAGUUAAGGAAAAGUAUUUCGUAAACCCCUUCCAUAAUAAGAAUGGUAACAAAAUCACAGGAAUCAAAGUUUUUGAAAAUCCAAAUCACCAUGAUUUGUCCAAUGACGAGGACGAUCCAUUGAAUAAGUGGAACAUAUUGGUAACUACAAAUGAUUCAAAGGUUAGGCUUGUCAACUCUUCACUGAAGAAGUUGGUCACACGAUUUAAAGGUUUGACCAACAAUAGUUCAUCCAUUGUUGCAUCAAUGAGUGACGACCUGCGCUACAUAAUAUCCGGAUCAGAGGACCAUUGGUGCUACGUGUGGGAAAAUAACAACACAAUUAUCAAUAACAGAUUGAAACUUGCAUUGAAAGACUUUCUUGUCGAAGGAAAACAUCAACUUACAGACUUACACAAUAAACAUAAAAAGACAAACAAAAUGAUUCAUGCGAAUGGAUUUCUCAAGAAGUUGAACGUUCAAAGAUUCUUGGAUGAUGAUGAAUAUAAGUAUGAAUAUAUUUCAAAUGAAAACCAUAGCUAUUCCUCAUUCCAUCCACAUCAUUCUAAAGUUAACUGUGCUAUAUUUGCUCCACGUGAGACUUCAAAGUUAUUGGAAUUAUCUGACGAUAUACUUUUUGACAUGGUAAAAAGAAAGAAGAAGUAUGAUACUGUAUCAAAGAAUUUGAACUCAGAGAAGGGUACACCAGUAGGGAUGUCAGAGGAUAAAAAUAUGAAAUAUGGCUAUAUUGUUGUAACUACCGAUCAAUAUGGCCUUAUUCGUGUUUUUAGACAAGAUGUUGCUUUUGAAGUUCGUAAAAAGCUCUUGAAUUACAGAAAGAAAUGUUUACGUGGCAAACAGUCUCCCGAAAUCGAUUGUAACAUUGUGUCCGACGGGAUUGGUGGUGCACAUGGUAAAAAUCCAAAUCUUCGAUUAGAUCUACCCCACUUAAACCUGGUAGGUAGGAAACUUCUGAUGCAUAGGAGUCUAAGCCCUACACACGAAGGUUACACGAAUUUGAAAAAUAAACUACACAGCAAAAUGAGAGGAACAAACGGAUCGUUAAAUGGCAGUAAUCCUGGAACACCGACAUCUGGUUCGACAUUAACGAGUUUAUCAAAUAGACCACCACUUACUGACUACGUUUCUUCGAGCGCCAUUAUCAAUGGAAGACACACACCUCAAUCUCAGCAUACCAGUAUGUUUUCAAAUCACCACGUUGCUGUCGAUCUAGGACUGAGUCCGGAAAAAGUCGACGAUAAUCUGACCUUAGAUCCUGUAUCAUUAAAGUCGCCAGCUUCCACCAAGACAUUAGUCAACCCUAGACGCACGUCAAAUAAAUCAGAGAAUGCUUCUGUUUUAUCUGCACCUGAACAGCCUCAACCAAAUAAGCCAAGCGUGCCUCUUAUUAUCAACACUACAACCGUUGGUUCUGACGAAGGUGAACAUUCAGAACUCGUCCAUUUCCAAACACCACACAAUGUGAUAGACGGAGAAGAGCAGUGGAACAAUCUGAUACAUGAUGUCUCCUUCGCAAGACAAAAAUCUAGAGGUCGACGUAGGCAAACUUAAAUAUUAAAGAAACAAUUUAUAUAUUCAUGAACACCCUUAUUUACAAAUUAUAACUUCUAUGUAGAUUUAG